AUGACCACAGAACAUCCAGAAGACACAGCGUCCAAACCAGAAGGCCUCUUGACACGUUCCUGGCAUGCCAUCCUUUCCCCUUUCUCGUCCGCUGCUCUCCGUCAACUCCCCAACACUUCCCAGCGUAAACGCGAUCGCGAGACCCGAACGGAUAGGAUACCAGAGGGCGAGGGAGACGUCGUCGUCCAUGACUUUAACAACAACAACAACAAUGCGGAUACCAGAGGGAACGUUGAAUAUGGGCCUGCAAGUGCCGUGCCGCUUUCUGUGCGCGUACCGAAGAAGAUACCAACGCCGAUUAAGGUGGAGGGUAAAGUCUGGUUUGCUAACGAGCGUACAUGGAUAGCAUACGUGAACGUCGGCGUCCUCGUCGGCACACUCGCACUCGCACUUUUUAACGCCUCAGAAGAUGCCAUCGCGCGUAACUUUGCGUACAUCUACGCACUCAUCAGUGUUGGCGUACUCGUAUAUGGAUGGGUCGUUUACCAGAAACGUAUAACGAUGAUCCGGAAACGGGAUCCAGGGCAUUUCGACCAGAUUGCCGGACCCGUCAUCAUAGCGACCUUCCUCUUCUUCGCUGUCCUGGCCAACUUCAUCAUUCGACUCCGAGAAGUACGAAGACGAGGCGCCCCACUUCCGAGGGAUUAAUGAGACGACACGAUGAACACGCAUUGUGUAACCAAUUUGUCUCCUUUUUUUUGUUUAAUUACCUAUUCUUGCUUGUGUUCCCUGUUUUCUUAGCUUUACAUCUUUAUGCAUCCGGAUUUAGUUUUGCCAUAUAUCAUAUUAUAUGCCACCAAUGCCAGCAUUCACGUUUUCCCUUAUUUUCUCUGUUCCCCC
Fomitiporia mediterranea MF3/22 is the source of this 840-nucleotide messenger RNA. RefSeq lists its product as uncharacterized. The record is from RefSeq and is a predicted model, not a curated record. The coding region runs from base 1 to 648 and encodes 215 amino acids. The transcript has 7 exons. Lineage: Eukaryota; Fungi; Basidiomycota; Agaricomycetes; Hymenochaetales; Hymenochaetaceae. Gene Ontology annotation, cellular component: fungal-type vacuole membrane; vacuolar transporter chaperone complex.